Messenger RNA from Mauremys reevesii (Reeves's turtle), 1854 nucleotides. RefSeq names its product olfactory receptor 12-like. Gene Ontology annotation, cellular component: membrane. Lineage: Eukaryota; Metazoa; Chordata; Testudines; Geoemydidae. Gene Ontology annotation, biological process: G protein-coupled receptor signaling pathway; sensory perception of smell. The record is from RefSeq and is a predicted model, not a curated record. Gene Ontology annotation, molecular function: olfactory receptor activity; odorant binding; G protein-coupled receptor activity. The coding region runs from base 744 to 1700 and encodes 318 amino acids. The transcript is spliced from 2 exons.
UGAAGUCAAUGGGAUACUUUCUAUUGUUCCCAAAGGACAUCAGAUCAGGUUGGCUCUUCCACUGGUGUAAAUGCAGAGUAAAUCCAGAGAGAGAGAAUUUUCUCUGCUAAGUACACUCUUUCUAUGAUUUCAUCAUUUGGAUUUGUUGUUUUCCCACCGGACUGAUUAUGCACACAAGAGUCUAGUGCCUCCUCUGGAGCUAUUAACAGAAGUCAAACACAUCAGCCAUGCUUCAUGUCAAGGGUUGACCAGUAUUACAUCAUCUAUAUUGGACAACUCUUCGAUUCUUUUGUCACUGUGGUCCUGCCUCUCAAAUGCUGGGUGGAACCACUUCUUAGCAACAUACCUCAGGUGGCUCCUGAGCAGGAUUCAUCACCGAAUUUGGUCUGCUGAUUGGAUCAUUAGCUUCCCUGGCUUGGGCUGUGUACUGAUAGGGAGUGCAACGUGAACGCUGAUCCAUGCCCCUCAAUGAAACCACUAAAAGAUAUGCUCUCAAUCAGAGGAGACAGAGCAAACCUUGCUUCGUGCUGAUGCUGAGUUAGUUUGGCCAAGAUCUCGAGAUUAUGUAUGCAGUAGAUGGAGUCAUGAAGCCUACAACACAACAAAAUCUUCUCUGCUGAGUGUUCAGUGUGGUGUCUUCAAACUCUGCUUAUGAGAUUUGCCUUAAUAGUGCGAUUAACAAGCAUUGAUAGUCUGGUGGCUUUACCUGGACUCCAAACUAUAGCAUAAGGUAUUUAAAGGAAAUGUCAGCUACUGAGCCAGUAAGAGCGGGGAACCACACUGCAGAGACAGAAUUCAUCCUGUUGGGGUUUGGAAGAGGUCUGUGGAUGGAGAUGUUCCCCUUUGUGCUGUUCCUGGUGAUUUACAUAAUAACCAUGCUGGGAAACACCAUCCUGGUCCUCACCAUUGGAACUGAUUCUCAGCUUCACACCCCCAUGUACUUCUUCCUCAUGAACUUGUCACUCUUAGAUCUUGGCAACUCCUCCUCCAUUGCCCCCAGAGCUAUGGUGAGCUUCCUAUCAGGGAGCAAAGCCAUUUCCUACAAUGGAUGUGCCACCCAAUUCUUCUUUGUCACUUUCUUCCUCACCACUGAAGGGUUCCUCCUGGCAGCAAUGGCGUACGAUCGAUACUCCGCCAUCCGCAACCCGCUCCGGUAUCCCAUCACCAUGUCCAAGUGGGUUUGUAUUUGGCUGGUGGUGGGAUCAUAUACCUGUGGCUGUGUGAACGCCAUGGUGCAAACAGGCUUCACCUUUACGCUAAUCUUUUGUGGGUCUAAUGAGAUGGAUCAUUUCUUCUGUGACGGCCCUCCCCUGAUUAGUCUGUCCUGCAGCGACACGUUCGUCAAUAACAUUGUGAUGUUUACCUUAUGUGGCCUCAUUAUAGUGAACACUGCACUGAUUACACUUGUCUCCUAUGUCUAUAUCAUCUCCACCAUCCUCAGGAUUCGCUCUGCUGAGGGCAGACACAAAACCUUCUCCACCUGCACCUCCCACCUGGUGGUUGUGACUUCAUUUUAUGUGUCCACUGCUUUGAUGUAUGCCCAGCCCACUAGGCUAGCUUUUCUGUACCCAAGGAAAGUGGUGUCCGUCUUUUAUACUCUUUUUGCUCCCAUGUUGAAUCCUUUCAUCUACAGCCUCAGGAACAAGGAUGUGAAAGAUGCUUUGAGAAGGACUAUGAGCAAGAAAUGUUUGAAAAAAUGAACAUUGUCUUUGAACAUACAGAGGAAACCAAUUGGAUCAAACUAUAGUGCAAUACAACAAAUUUUGAGCAAAUGUUUAUUUUUAUUCGGAUUAGUUUGGGAGCAAGUAUAAAAAAAAUCCUUGGGAUCCACAGUAUCUAUCUAUCUAUUUCUCU